Molecule: messenger RNA, 4311 nt
Organism: Ambispora gerdemannii
Lineage: Eukaryota; Fungi; Glomeromycota; Glomeromycetes; Archaeosporales; Ambisporaceae
Source: the annotation of a GenBank genome assembly
AUGGUUGCUCCACCACAUAGGGUAACAUCAAGUAAUGGAGAAACUAGUAGUAUUAGUAGCCAGAAACAAGCAGCGACGACGCUUAUUUAUGGUGAUGGUCCUAUUAAGGUUACAGCUGUUUCAGAUAAUCCAUCACAGCAAGAUACAAAUGUUCAACAAAGUCCAGUUCAAACAUCAGCUGCAGUAGGUGCCCCAACAAGUCAAAAUCAAGAACAAACUCCAAUAGAAACACCAGCUCAAACAUUAGACGCAGCAGGUGCUCCAAUAAAGCAAACUCCGGAACAGACUCCAAUAGAAACACAAAUCAAUCGAGAUACAAAUGUUCAACAAAGUCCAGUUCAAACUUCAGAAAAGACACUAGUAGAAAGCUCAUCACAAACAAUAGAUACGCCUAUUGAAAGACUACCAAUAGACACUCCAAAUGCAACUCCUCCUCCACAAACAUAUCCACAACGAGAGUCUUCACCAACCCAGCAAGAAUCUCGACUACCCACACGAAAUCCCGAAACUUCUCAAUCUGCAUCUGUAUCCGAAUCAUCACCACAAUCACCACCUACUCGAACAUCACCUCCUUCUAGAUAUACAGAUACACCACAAUCUGAAUCAUCCUCACAAUCAUCCCAACCACCAAUUACUCGAACGUUACCUCCUCCUAGAUAUACAGAUACACCACAAUCUGAACCAUCUUCACAAUCAUCCCAACCACCACCUACUCGAUCAUUACCUCCUCCUAGAUAUACAGAUCAACCACAAUCCGAAUCAUCCUCCCAACCACCACCUACUCGAACAUCACCUCCUCUUAGGUAUACAGAUCCACCACAAUCUGAACCAUCCUUACAAUCAUCCCAACCACCAUCUACUCGAUCAUUACCACCCCCUAGAUAUACGGAUCCACCACAAUCUGAACCAUCCUUACAAUCAUCCCAACCACCAUCUACUCGAUCAUUACCUCCUCCUAGAUAUACGGAUCCACCACAAUCUGAAUCAUCCUUACAAUCAUCACCACCACCACCUACUCGAUUAUUACCUCCUCCUAGAUAUACGCCACAAUCAUCACAACCACCACUUACUCGACCAUUACCUCCUCUUACAGAUACGUCACAACCUGAAUCAUCUUCAAAAUCAUCACAGCCACCAUUACUUCCUCCUACAGAUACGCCACAACCCGAAUCAUCUCAACCACCACUUACUCGACCUUUUCAACAACCUACAAAUAAUCCGGAAUCUCCACCAACUCGACAACAACCAUCAAUAUCCCUGACAACGCCACAAACUACGCCGUCACAAACCCUAAUCCAACCAACACCAUCUUCUUCGAAUUCACAAAUUUCUACAAAUAAUCCUCCAUUCACUGCAGCAAAACCUAUUUCAGAUAAUCAAUCAAUUACUCAAUUAACUGAAACUUUGGAGACAAUAUCAAAAUUUGCGACUUCUCUUAUUCCAAUAAAAGCACCAACAACAGUAUUAACUUCUGUAAUUGCAACGUCAAUCCCAACACUAUUAACUUCUCUAACAACAAAUUCAAAAGGAGAAGUAUCGACUAUUUCAUCGACAAGUUUCAUUCCAACUUUAACAACGGUCGAAUUAUCCUUGACGCUAUCACCACCAGAAGUAGAAGAACCAACAACAAUACCAGUUCCUGACAAACCACCCUCCGCUCUUUACAGUACUGAAUCAGGAUUCAAACAGAUUGUCACAUCGGGCUACGGAAAUUGUGGACAAGUACAAUUUAAUGAUUUCCGAGUCUGGUAUUCUAAAGAUCAGAAUCGUAUUGCAUUUAACGCGACUGGUAAAAGUUUAUUGAGUUUGCAGCAAGGACAAGUACGAUUGUUUGUGUAUUUUGAUCCAUCACAUAAAAUUUUUACUGCGCUUCCUGCAUGUAAGUUCGCUCCUGGAAAUGACGAUUCUUGUCAGAUUGGUGGAAUCGAGUCACCAGAAUUUUUAUUGAAUGGUACUAUCCCGACUGGCUUCGACGAUGCAUUACCAGAAAUAUUAUUUAAUGUACCCGGUACCGGGUCAUACGCGAUGUUAACAAUCGCACCAAAUACAGACCAAAACGACAACAUAGAUACUUCGGAUCCUACGACAUAUCUUGGAUGUGUCUCUGCACCUGUCGGAAACCCGAAAACGUAUUCAUCUGAUGCUGUUGCGGGUCUAACUAUUGGCACAGGAAUCGCUAGACCACAAUACGCCAUAGAAGCAAGUUUUCUUGCUAAACCAGGACAACAAAGUAGCCAAUCCAGUACUCAUAGUGGAAACAAUAAUGAUAAUGAGAGUCAAAUUAGCAGCUAUCAUGAUGGUGGUAAUCACAAUUAUCAUACUGGAAAGGGACAUUACAAUUCGGGAAACAAUUCUCAUUCCGGAUCUAAUAUAAACGGUCAAAAUGAUGAAAAUGUAGGAAAUGCAGAGUACCAUAACGAUAAUAGCAACAAUAAUUAUAAUCAUCCAGGAAAUCAAGAUCCUUUCGCAGAUUCGCAUUCAAUUUAUAAUUCAUCAUCGGGAGGAAAUUACGACACAUCUGGAACCAAUAAUUCUUUUAAUAUGCAUAAUGAUAACAAUUACAAUCAACAAAGACCUAUGAUUUGCAGUCAAGGUCAAUCAAUGUCGAAUCCUUUUGCUGAUCCGACCAGUACAACUGAUAGUUCGUUAAGAGUUGCUCUUAGUAAUGACCCAACUUCGGUUAGCAAUGGAAGUGGUGUAUCAUCUGCAAAUAAUCCGACAGGAUCUCAAUUCGGACAUCUUAGUCAACUUGAUGGACAAAGUGGUACUGAUAGUGUUGAAGGUGGUAGCGCAACCUCUGCAAAUAAUACAGUAAGACCUAAUCUCGGUCAACUUGAUGGAAAUACCAAUACUGCAAUUAAUGUAAAUAGUAAUGGGCCAGGUGGGGUUGGUGGACCAAAUGAAAGUGUUAAUACUGCAUCGAUGAAACCACAUCCAUCGCAAGCAACACCAACACAAACUCCAUCAAUCUACGAUUUCAUAAACUGUGCACAAUUUAUUGUCACCACCGGACUACUUGCACUCCCAAAUCUCCCAAUCGGGUACCGUCAAUUCGCCUCAAAUUUCGGAUGGUCAAGUGGUGCCGGCACCGGUAUAAACAUCCAAGUAUUCUCCAAUGCCGCAAACAAAAUUCGAAGCGAAAUUUGUUCAUUUGCCAGUAACUGCAGUUCAUCACUUUUCGAUUUCAAUGACAAUGGCACGUGUGGCGUCGAACAAGCGUGGGCCCUCAAUUCCGAGUUAUCCCCACCAGAAAAUUUAUUCGCCGCUAAACUCACCGAUGGAAAUAUCACCACUUUUACUAAUCCCGCUGGAAUUUCGUCGUAUGCGAACACGUUGCAUGUGCCCGCGUCUAAUUUGUUUUUUAUUGUUAUGAUUACGUUCUUGAUUGCUGUGGGAGUCGCGAUUGUGUUAUCUAUUUUGGCAGGUGUUGUUGCGAGAUGUCUUAAAAAAUAUUGGAAAAAAUAUUUGCUUUUAAAGAAGGCUGGGGAGAAUUACCAUUUGUUGGCUUUUGGCGGAGUUUUACGUGUGCUUAUUGCGAUGUAUUAUCCGCUUACAUUGUUUUGCAUCUACGAAUUAUCAAUACAUAACGAUUGCUGGCUUCUACUACUCCUAGCAGCACUCAUCCUCAUCAUAUUUUCCCUCGUGGUAAUAAUCUACUGCGGCUACAAAAUAUUUGUCACAAUGGACAAAGACCCGGACGCACUUUGGGAAAACACUACCUACCAAAUAGUCUACGGUGCACUAUACACGCAAUAUCUGGAUGACAGAGUCUGGUUCUUCGUGCCCACAAUGGUCUACAACUUUUUUCGCGCAGUGAUAGUAGGUGGCGGGCAAAACAGCGGCGUAGGACAAUUGACAGGUCUAUCGUUACUCGAAUUCGCAUACAUGUUCGGCAUCUAUUCGUAUAAACCGUUUGAACGGCCAAUGGCAAAUCGACUGACUAUCGGAUUAGGGACUGUAAGAAUUAUUGUGUUGGCGUUAUUGAUUCCGUUUGUUGGCGGCCAUGUGGUUAUUAGUCCAUCUACGCGUAUUUAUUUGGCAAUCGUGUUGAUUGUGUUGCAGUCGCUGACGAUUAUUUUUACAGCUGGGUUGAUAUUGGUGAAUGUUGGUGGUGCUGUGUGGAAAUUGGUUUCUAAUAAAUUUUUCAAGAAAGAAGAUGGCGAUAAUGGUGAAAAACUAAAUGGUAUUAGAAACGAGUAUCGAAAUGACACGGUUGAUAUGGAGAAAGCAACGAGUAGUAUGUCGGGCAAUAAUAGUAGCAAUAUAAGAGCACGAAGACCAACAACGGAACGGUACCGGACGAGUAUAUGA